This is a messenger RNA of Ctenocephalides felis (cat flea), 1437 nucleotides long. RefSeq names its product la protein homolog. The record is from RefSeq and is a predicted model, not a curated record. The coding region runs from base 228 to 1394 and encodes 388 amino acids. Gene Ontology annotation, biological process: positive regulation of translation; RNA processing. Gene Ontology annotation, molecular function: RNA binding. Lineage: Eukaryota; Metazoa; Arthropoda; Insecta; Siphonaptera; Pulicidae. The transcript has a single exon. Gene Ontology annotation, cellular component: nucleus; cytoplasmic stress granule; cytosol.
AGUAAAAAUAUAACAAGCAAAAAAAGUUAGUAAAUUUGAAAAAUCAUCGAUAUUUGGAUGUUGAAAAUAUCGAUAGUAUAUUAUCGAAGAGCACAGAAGGUUAGGUUAUGUGUUGCACGCUCAAUGAGUCAAGAUUGCGUUAAUGUUUUAGUAGUACACGUGUUGUGAGGACUGUUUUUAGAAUUAUUAAUUGUAUUUUAAUUGCAUCAAUACUUUAUCUAGUGACAAUGGCAGAGGAAAACGGUUCCACUGAUACGAAAGUAGAAAACACAUCUGAAACUGUAGCAACAGAGAAGACUGUCGAAGAAUUAAAAUCGGAGAACAAAGUAAGUGAUGAAGAAAUUUCAGAUCUUGAAAAAAACAUCAUUCGCCAAGUUGAGUAUUACUUUGGAGACAGCAACUUGCCCAGAGAUAAAUUCCUCCAAGAACAGAUAAAAUUAGAUGAUGGAUGGAUUUCUCUUACAGUUUUACUUACUUUUAAGAGGUUAUCUAGCAUGACCACAAAUCAAGAGGUAAUUGCUAAAGCUUUACUUAAGUCUACUAAUGAUCUCUUAGAAGUUUCUGAAGAUCACUCUAAGGUCAGGCGUUCUUUGGCAAAGCCUGUUCCUGAAAUGAAUGAAGAAAGGCGUAAAGCAUUGAUGUCCAGAACUGUAUAUGCUAAAGGUUUUCCUUUAGAUGCUAAGCUGGACAGUAUAUUAGACUUUUUUAAAGAUUAUGAGUUUGUAGAAAAUGUUAUAAUGCGUACAUAUUUAGAUAAAGUAAACAAAAAGUAUUGUUUUAAGGGAAGCGUUUUUGCUACAUUUGCCACUGAAGAGCAAUCUAAAAAGUUUUUAGAGAUUGAAAAAGUUACUUACUUAGACCAAGAACUGUUAUGUAUGUCACAGAAUGAUUACCACGAAAUGAAAAAAAAUGAAAGGUCUUCCGGUAAGAAUAAAUCCAAAAAAGCUGAAGAAGAUACUAAAGAAGCUUUUCGUCCUCCUAAUGGAACAGUAAUUUUCUUAGAAGGCUUGCCAGAAAAUGCAACUCGUGAAGAUAUCAAAGAAGUGUUCAUUGAACUAGAGGCAGAAGUUGCAUAUGUAGAUUACAAUAAAGGUGAUAAAUCUGGUUGGAUAAGGUUCCACAAUGAAGACAGUGGUAAAGAGAUUAUUAAAAAAAUAACUGAUGGCAAACUCAAAAUCUGUGAUUCUGAAGUAACAGCUAGAUUAUUAGAAGGUGAAGAAGAAACAAAGUUUUUAGAUAAAGUCGUUGAAGACAUGAAAAAUUACAGACAAAAACAAUCACAUGGCCGCAAGGGACGUGGUGGUAGAGGUGGUGGCAGAGGAGGUAGAGGUGGUUGGAAUAACAGGAAACGCAAAGCAGAUGGUGAAAAUGGAGGUCCACCUGCUAAACAAUAAAUAUCGCUGAAAAAUAUCAUCUUUUUUAAUUUAAUGUAUGAUA